CGUGUGAGCGCCCGGUGGAUACACAGUUUGUUGUGGUUUUGUGUUGCAUAGAAACCUGUGAGUUUAGCGACAAAAACGUGUUGUUUUGACAGUUUUAACGUGUUAUAAUCCACCCGCAAUGAGUCUGUCUUUAAGGACUGAUGUGGCUGCGGACAAAACAAAACGCAAGAAGAGGAGAGAGCUGAGCGAGGAUCAGAAGCAUGAAAUCAAAGAAGCGUUCGAGCUGUUCGACACCGACAAAGACAAAGAAAUCGACUAUCACGAGCUCAAGGUGGCGAUGCGUGCGCUCGGCUUUGAGGUGAAGAAAGUCGACGUUUUGAAGAUCCUUAAAGAUUACGACAGAGAGGGGAACGGAAAGAUCACUUUGGAGGAUUUCAAUGAAGUCGUGACCGACCGGAUCCUGGAGCGAGACCCGAGAGAGGAGGUCCUGAAAGCCUUCAAGCUGUUCGAUGAUGACGAGUCGGGGAAGAUCAGCCUGAGGAACCUGAGGAGAGUCGCUCGAGAGCUCGGUGAGAACAUCAGCGACGACGAGCUGCGAGGCAUGAUCGACGAGUUCGACGGGGACGGAGACGGAGAGAUAAAUCAGGAGGAGUUCCUCUCCAUCAUGACCGGAGACUCCUGAGGAGAUUCAAAGAAGCUGAGGACGUCUGCAGCUGAUUGGUCGUCUACAGUGACUGAAAAGUGUGUGUGGAGGAACAUGAGACAGAUAUGGACUGAAACGACUCUUUGGCCUUUUCAUUCACACUUCAUUCAUUACUUUAAAGCGUGUCUGAAGUGCUCUGUUGACAUCAAGUGUUGUUGACUUUUAUAUGAUUAUAUCUUCAUAAAAACUUCAGCAAACCUUAAAGAAUUCAGACUGAGAGACGUGCGGUGUUAGGGUAGUUGAUUUACUUGUGAUGAUUUGUGUAGGACAAACGUAUUGUUGAGUCUUUAAGUUUCACACAUUUCAUUCUGGAGGUUUUUUGACUGCUUGUUUUUGAAGUUUUCAUAACGUGAAUGUUUCAAUGUGCUAUUUAUUUUGUAUGAAAAUAAAUCGUUUUGCCAAGAA
This is a messenger RNA of Notothenia coriiceps (black rockcod), 1048 nucleotides long. It is a transcript of the gene cetn3, whose product is annotated as centrin 3. Bases 119 to 622 code for a protein of 167 amino acids. Gene Ontology annotation, cellular component: myosin II complex. The transcript has 5 exons. Lineage: Eukaryota; Metazoa; Chordata; Actinopteri; Perciformes; Nototheniidae. The record is from RefSeq and is a predicted model, not a curated record. Gene Ontology annotation, molecular function: calcium ion binding.